Molecule: messenger RNA, 381 nt
Organism: Salvelinus namaycush (lake trout)
Lineage: Eukaryota; Metazoa; Chordata; Actinopteri; Salmoniformes; Salmonidae
Product: sperm acrosome membrane-associated protein 4-like
Exons: 3
Coding region: 1-381 (126 amino acids)
Source: RefSeq, a predicted model, not a curated record
AUGUCUAAGCCAGGGGGGCCACAUACCUCGGAGUCGCUGACGUGUAACAAAUGCGAUGUGGGCCUGAUGGGCGUUUGCCUAAAUGCUGCUGAUCAGGUCUGCACAACCAACACAAGUAGCUGCUUCACUGGAAGAGCUACCUUCCCCUCCCUCACUACUUUCCUAGGCUUCAACACCCAAGGCUGUCUGGAGAGUGCUAUAUGCAACAACACCACCAAUGCCACCCUCCUGGGUGCCACCUACACCACUGUCAGGACCUGCUGCGACACCAACAAGUGUAACCCAGUCACAAUCAGCGGCGCAACCUCUGCCAAGCUCUCUGUCACCGCAGCCCUCGGUGCUGCUCUGGUGGCCUCCGUGUGGGGCAGCAUGCUGUACUAG